CUCUUUACGUGUAUAAAUAGAAAGUUAGAAAGGGAAACCGAGAAAAUAUUUGAUCAAAGAGACGUUCAGAAAAAGAAAGAAGGGAAAGAGAUGAUAACAAGAAACAUGAAGAAAAUGGAUUAUUAUUCUCUCGUCUUUCAUUUAUUUAUAUUGUCAAGCCUCAGUUCUUAUAUCGCAAACGCAGCAGCGUUCAAUCUCUCUACCAUCUCUUUCGACGAGGGGUACACCCCUCUCUUUGGAGAUGGCAAUCUUGUUCGCUCCCCUAACGGAAGAAGUGUUCGCUUGCUUCUCGACCGCUUCACUGGUUCGGGCUUUAUUUCGUCGAAAAUGUACGAGUAUGGAUUCUUUAGCGCUAACAUCAAGUUACCCGGAGAUUAUACAGCCGGGCUGUGUGUUGCCUUCUAUACAUCAAACCAAGAGGCGUUCGAGAAGACCCAUGAUGAAUUAGACUUUGAGUUCUUAGGAAACAUUGAAGGGAAGCCAUGGAGGUUUCAGACAAACUUGUAUGGUAAUGGAAGCACAAACCGUGGCAGAGAAGAAAGAUAUAGAUUAUGGUUUGAUCCCUCUAAAGAGUUUCAUAGGUACAGCAUCCUUUGGACCGAAAGGAAUAUCAUAUUUUUUAUUGACGACGUUCCUAUUCGAGAGGUGGUGCGCAAUGAUGAAAUGGGCAGUGAAUACCCAUCAAAGCCUAUGUCCUUAUAUGCCACGAUUUGGGACGCCUCAAAUUGGGCAACCUCGGGUGGUAAAUACAAGGUUAAUUAUAAGUACGCACCAUUUGUGUCCGAAUAUAAAGAUCUUGUUCUUGAAGGUUGCCCCAUCGAUCCCAUCCAGCAAAUUCCAUUGACUUCCAGCUGCUACGAGAGCAAUGCUAGACUGCUGGCCGCCGACUACGCCACCAUCACGCGCAAACAGCGUCAGGCUAUGCGUAGAUUUCGCCAGCGUUUUAUGUAUUAUUCGUAUUGCUAUGACACGUUAAGGUAUCCUUUGCCUCCGCCGGAAUGUGUAAUUGAUCCAGCUGAGAAGCAACGCUACAAGGACACUGGAAGAUUGAAAUUUGGUGGCAGCCAUCAAAGUCGCAAACGCCGCUCGAGGCGGAGGAGCCAAGUUCAUGUUGUUUCCAACAGAGAUGAUCUUACCAUGUGAUUACUUUUCUUUGGCACGCCUGUAAAUUAUAAUAUGGUGAUUUUUGUUUGUUUGUUUGUUUGUUUUAUUAAAUCUUUGUUCAUAUUUAGAAAUUUGUGGAUUCAAUAAUUGACUAGAUUUCAUGAUUAGUCUUA
Ricinus communis (castor bean) is the source of this 1277-nucleotide messenger RNA. RefSeq names its product probable xyloglucan endotransglucosylase/hydrolase protein 30. The transcript is spliced from 4 exons. The record is from RefSeq and is a predicted model, not a curated record. Lineage: Eukaryota; Viridiplantae; Streptophyta; Magnoliopsida; Malpighiales; Euphorbiaceae. The coding region runs from base 91 to 1143 and encodes 350 amino acids. Gene Ontology annotation, cellular component: cell wall; apoplast. Gene Ontology annotation, biological process: cell wall biogenesis; xyloglucan metabolic process. Gene Ontology annotation, molecular function: hydrolase activity, hydrolyzing O-glycosyl compounds; xyloglucan:xyloglucosyl transferase activity.